Molecule: messenger RNA, 1031 nt
Organism: Anthonomus grandis grandis
Lineage: Eukaryota; Metazoa; Arthropoda; Insecta; Coleoptera; Curculionidae
Exons: 4
Coding region: 222-1016 (264 amino acids)
Source: RefSeq, a predicted model, not a curated record
AGAUUCUUAUAAUUGCUCUUGCUUCAAAUGUAUUAUGCAUAUGGCCUCCUGAAAUCAAAGUAAAUCUAAAAUAUCAAGAAGAGUUCGAAAUAUCUGAAACGUUAGAGCAGUCAGAUGUGCAAGAUAUUUAUGAUGAGGAGGAGCUAAUACAAGAAGAGGACUUUAAGACUCUGAACCUGUUCAAAAAGGGAAAUAUUAAUAAAUAUUUUAGGCUUCAUGGUAUGGCUAAUAGAAUCAAUAGUAAUAUUAAAAGUAUAAAUGAGAACGAUGAAAAUUAUCUGAAGAGGUUAGUGGCCAAAGUUGAUUUUUUGCAUAAAUAUCCUGAAUUUAAUCCAGAUGUUGAGGAAUCUAAACCAUUUGUUGCUGGUUUUGUUAAUGCCAAUAAUGAUAUUAUAAAGGAUGAAGACACUAUAUAUUUUGGAGAUUCAGGGCGAAAGUCUGGCCCAAUAAUCCAAAAAGUUGAAAAACGGCGCAGUGCUGAAUCUAAUAUCACUGACUAUGAUUAUGAUAAACUAAAAAAAGAAUAUGAGGAUUCUCUACAAAAAGCAGAAAAUAAAAAGGAUGCAGCCAAAUAUAAAGAAGUGAAAGAAGACGAAAGUCCUCAAGAAGCAGUACAAACAUUAGUAGAGUUUAAGGCCAAAAAUUGUACUGAAGAAGAAAAAACUGGUUUAGGUGUUGCUGCCAUCAGAUGUUUCCUUACGGAAUCUCAGCAAAAACAUUUAAAUAAAGACCAAAAGUUCUAUAUGGCAAAAAAAGUAUUGCUAAUUGCUUUAAUAUGGAUUAUAGUUUAUAUAUUAAUUGCUGUUCCAUUAUGGUGUCAAUAUGGGUGGUGCUGUUGUUGCUGCAGGUGCAAAUUUUGUCACCCAAGAGAAUUAAUAGAAGAAGUGAAAACAUUUUAUGAGAAUAACCCUGCCGGAGUUUAUGUUGAUGAUAGUGGAAAUAUAAAAAAAUAUAAGCCAUCAACCUAUGAAAUAUAUGCUGAAAAAAACUUGAAAAAAGCUAUAGAUAGACUAUAAUAUAAGAUUAUUGAG